Molecule: messenger RNA, 2607 nt
Organism: Malassezia pachydermatis
Lineage: Eukaryota; Fungi; Basidiomycota; Malasseziomycetes; Malasseziales; Malasseziaceae
Product: epl1-component of histone h4 h2a acetyltransferase complex
Exons: 2
Coding region: 1-2607 (868 amino acids)
Biological process (GO): regulation of transcription by RNA polymerase II
Cellular component (GO): piccolo histone acetyltransferase complex
Source: RefSeq, a predicted model, not a curated record
AUGAGCAGCAGUCGUAUGCGUAACAAGAAGCUUUCGUACAAGCAGAAAAUUUCUGUACAGCGCGGCGCCUCCCUGAAUGGAGCAGCAAAUGCACUUGUUUGUGGGAUUACACCUGAAUUUGAGACAACUGAUAAUCAGAAGGACUCAACGUUUGGUGUAGAUUCACAUGAGAUUACAGAGCACCAUCUCCAAGCGGCUCUGUCCUCGAAUCAGGUGGAAACGACGUCCACCGGCGGCUCAGCACCUAAAAAAGCAUACCACAUUCCCACACCAAAAACAGUGGAAGCUUUGACGCAGGCGCAGUAUGAUAAAGAAUACCCGCCGAAUGCGUAUUCAGACCCUGUCACUUACGUCCGGUUCUCGGAUACAGUGGAAGGAUGUAUUUCAGGAGCACCUUAUUGUUUAGAUGAAGACGAUAAGGGGUGGCUUGAUAAACACAACAACAAGGUGAAGGAGGCGUUGGAAAGUGCUUUGAAAGACAAAAAGAAUGAUGCCGACAAGCAGGUGCUGAUUCAAAAAGACCCCGCAAAGUACAAGGCUAUCUCAGAAGAUGAGUUUGAAACGGUCAUGUACGUGUUUGAACGUACCACGAAUGAACGACACCCACUUCUUGAGCUUGACAUAUCGAAAUUACCCCCGCUCUCGGACCUUUUGCCUGAGUUUGAAAGUAACUCUGCCUCAUCCAAACUGGCUUUGCCUGAGUUACCUGAGUCCCCAAUGGAGAUCCCGGUAAAUGGCGCAGAUGUGGAUGCAGGCAACAAGGCGAGUAGUAAGGUGCAAUCGAAGAGUCAAGACCAGGCACAAAGCAAUUUGACUUGGUCAGCAAGUAACCCCUUCAGAAACCUGAGUGUACUUAAACCUUGUGCGUAUGCUGUGUACCCUUGGUGGAAAUUGCGCCGUCAAGCACGUGAAGGUAAAGGAAUUGUUCCUUUGCUGAAUUUUGACGAGAGCAACGAUAAUGAUCCGUAUGUGUGUUUCCGACGUCGUGAGGUUAAGAGCGCGCGUAAAACACGUAAAACCGACAAUCUCCAGUUAGAAAAACUGGUUCGGCUGGAGUCAGAACUCAAGCAGGCUACAACAUUGUUCCUGAUGAUUGCUCAGCGUGAGCGCAUAAAAAACCAGCAAAUUACGAAAGCACGCGCCUGCUGGAAGCAAGCUCAAGAGCUUUUGGCGCUGAAGCGUCAAUGGAAUAUUCAAGGUCCUAACAAAGGGCAAGAUGACGAAAGUCUCAUCUUCGGUAUUCAGCCUGAUCCUAAUGCGCCGGUACCGACGGCGGGAGCAUCGCAGAAUGCACAGUUAUUCAAGAAGAAGCGCAAAGCAGAAGAAUCAAGUGCCUCUACGACGCUCAAAAUUCGCAGGCCCAAAAACAACGAAUCCGAUUCAGCCACAACCGCAAAGGUUGGUGGCGAAGGCGUGGCUACCGCCGCUGGCUCUGCGAUCAUGGAGCGUAUUCAGGCUGUGCAGGCGUAUAUUGAGCGUGAGUGCCAUGCUCGUCAAUUAGCUGAUGCUGGCGUGGAAGACCUCACGGACUCAGCCUUCCAGCCUAUGGUCGCUCCGCCAUCUUUACGUGCCUUCCGUCCCAUUCAGUCGGAUAACAACGAUACUCACUUCUGGUCCAACCAUCCUUUUGCACGGUUGGGUCGCCAGUCGUGUUUCCGGCGUCGUAUUGGCCGUGGUGGUCGCGUUCUUUUGGACCGCCGCCCCGUGGUAGUAAGUCCUUCGCCUGCCAAUAUUGGCGCUUGGCCUCGACAACGUCAAAAUGGUUUCCCCCUAGCGACGUUUGGGUACAUGCGCCCCACAGAGUCAGCCAAGCGACAGGAUGGUGCGACGCGUAGUGCCGGUAAUGACCCGCUGCGCUCGUAUGCGCCUUUUGCGUACUCAGCGCGUGUAGCGCCGAUGCUGCUGCCGACACCUGACUUGUCUUGGGAUCCGUUAACGUCCAAAGAUCCACGUGCCUCUUUGACGCAUGAUCCCCACUUCUACUUUGGUUCGCAGGAUGAUGAUGUUAAGGAAGCACCUGCGUAUUCAGUAGGCCCCCAAGCUGAAGUGGCAAGCACUGACUCAGAUUCGACGGACCGAUCUCAUACAACCGUUGAAUCUGGCGACGGUCAAAGCACACAGGCCACCGAUCCUGAGCAGGAGCCGAUGCAGGAGGACAAGGUGCAGAACGGUAUCUGGCAGACAGAAGAGGAAUCUGUGGAAGAGCAGAUGGAGCGUGCACAACGCCUAGCUGAGCGAUGGCGCUAUGAUGAAGACGGUGGUCGGUUUGCUGGUAUGGGCCUCUUGGGUUUGGGAGGCAUGGAAGGCGACGAGGAAGCGAUCCUGGAUGACUAUGACCAGCGCUUUAUUCGCUACCGAAUGUCACUCUUAGAUGAAUCAAGUCUGCUCAAACUAUCGACGGAUUGGACGUAUAUGCGUCAAGUCCUUCUUGCAACAGCUACGCGACAGCCUGUACCCGUGCAUGCCACUACUCUCGCCAGUGCAGACACUGUGAAAUCAGUUGGAGCGGGAUCUUCAGCUCGCACAUCCAACACAAACAAAGAGUCUUCUACACAAAACACAACACAAUCAUCCAGCGAAGUGACGCCACCGGUGAAUACCAAGUAA